UCUCUGGGGAGAAACAGACAUCUAUCAGAGAGACAUAAAGAAACAAAACAUGCGCCUGCCAGCCUGGGUCAUCUGUGCUUUUCUGCUGCAGAGCAUCCUUGCUGAGGACAAUGAUGGCUACCCGAAGCUUUCCAACGAGAUUGUCACUCAAACCGUCACCAAAACAGUCGUGACCAUGGUGGAAGCAACGCAGGCUUCUAGUAAAAGGACUCGAAGAGAAAUCCCUCCCCGCCUCGAUUACAAGGACGUGUUCGUGAAAUGGGUGAAAUGGUCUGGUUCUCUGCCUUCGUUUUCUGUGCAGGCGUACAUACCUGGAACGGGAAGAACGGACUACAUCUGUGCUUCCCAUACUGGUUGUUACUGGGCCACUGGCUACCACAACCCCACUUUAGGCCCAUACUGCUACUACCCCUGCCAUGGGGAGCAGGGUAGAUCCUCAGAGUUUGAUAUACUGAUCAACGAGCAAAAUCUGGAGCUGUUGGAGUGGAAGGCUUUCAAAGGUGACUUCAAAAAUGGGGUCACUUCAUCUGUAUCUAGGAAAAUGUAUGUUGGGAUGCAUACAUCCGGUAUUGGGACAAUCUUUGAUAAAACGUUCUACCAGCCCCUGCUUGGUGAUGAACGAUACUUUAAAGAAGACUUUUAUAUCAUGACAAUGGAAACAGGACAAUCCGAGCAGAGAAUCCAUGACAUUGAGUACAACAUUAAUGAUCUGGACAUGCUUUCCCAACAACCGACUGUAUUCAAUCAGAUGAGAGUGGAGAACCAUAACUGCAGAGACUUGGAUCAGGAGGUGAAUCUGGAGGGGAGCACAGUCUCUGCCUCCAUACAGGUCACGGUACCGUUUGUCUCUGCCUCUGCAGGAGUGGAGUACUCAGAUGCCAAAACCAUCACCAAUGGCAACUCCCUGACUGAGACCGUGACUCACUCUCUCACUGUGAAAGCCACAGUUCCUCCCAACCACUCCUGUGUGGUGAAGAUGGCGGGGAAGACGCAAAACCUCAACAUCCCGUACAAAGCUCAACUUUCGAGGGAGUUUCCUAAUGGGAAAGUCCAUACCAUCACAGUGUCUGGGAUGUACAAAGGUGUCCAGGUGGGGGAGAUGCAUGCUGUGGCAGAGCGCUGCGUACCCCUCCCCAACGCCAAGCCCUGCCCCGCCUGAAACAGAGAGGCACAUCUAAUCCUGCCUACAUCUGAUUGAUGACUCUUGUUUUCUUGAAUUUGUACACUUAUUUUUAAUCACAAGAUUUUUAUUCAAUCAAACCAUUUUCUAAAUGUGCAUAUUAAAAGUACACAAAAGAAAUGUUUGAUGAUGAAUUCUCAAAACACUGAUUGAUUCUUCCUACCUACUUCUGAUUGAUGACUACAUAUAUAUCUUCACAAUGUAGUUGUAUGAUUUGUGCUGUGCCCCCUUUGCAUUCCUGUGUGUGUUUGUAAACUCAAUAAUUGUUUGUAUAUCUGCCUUUAUGCAAUAAUUAAAAAUAAAAUAAAAGUAUGCUUGAA
Messenger RNA from Hypomesus transpacificus, 1500 nucleotides. Its product is annotated as natterin-4-like. The record is from RefSeq and is a predicted model, not a curated record. NCBI's taxonomy places the organism in Eukaryota, Metazoa, Chordata, Actinopteri, Osmeriformes, Osmeridae. The transcript is spliced from 2 exons. Bases 50 to 1159 code for a protein of 369 amino acids.